CUUGAGCCUCUGUCUCGCAGAUGAGGCGAGCGGCCGUUUCCCCCGCUAGGUGGCGCCGCUGCUUCCAACUCUCACUCUGUCUUUCCCUCUGGAGGUUUCCCGGCGCCUGGUUCUGCUGGGCGUUUGUAGCAGCACCUUCCUGAGGCCGCUCGGAGUCAGCUCUGCUCCUGCUUGCAGAAGGCGGAGAGCGACCAGGACGCGCCGUCUCUCCCCGCCGCUCUUCCUCGCAGUUGCGAGCGGCGGCUGCUGUUGCCGGAAUGCCGCGCAGGGAAGAGGCGCCGUCUCCGUCUCCGCCGCGCGGCUGCCUUCCGCUGCCCUCCGCCGCAGCCGCCUGCCUGCUGUUCCUCUUGUUCUGCACCCGGGCUUUGGCUCUAAAUGUUGCUGCUGAAGAUGCAAAGGACCCAACUGAACUUCUACUACAGACUUCUGAAAAACAUGAAAAUUCAAGUGAAAUAAGCAAAGAAUUAAAAGAAAUAGUGUUUAUCAUCCAGAGUCAAAGAAAUUCUUUUCAUUCGAAGAAAGCAGAUGACCUAAAACAAAAUAUUUUAAAUCAGGCCGCAGCUCUUGGAAAGGAAAUGCCUAUAGUUCUGCUUAUUCAUCAGAUGGACAGGCAUGAAGGCGCUUGGACCAUUUUACCAUUAAUGCAUGACUUUUCUGUUACAUACAGCAAAAACUCCUCAUGGAUCUUUUUCUGUGAAGAAGAUACAAGAAUACAUAUUGUAAAGCUACUGGAAAUACUUAGAAGAUAUGACAAGUCUAAGGAUUUCUUUUUAGGAAAAGCAUUACAUGAUGAUGAAUCUACAAUUAUUCACCAUUAUGCCUUUGCAGAAAACCCUACAGUGUUUCAAUUUCCAGAUCUUGCUGCUGGCUGGGGACUUAGUAUUCCACUUGUAAACAAGCUUGCAAAGAGACUGAAACAUGACCCUCUAAAGUCAGACUUUACAAUAGAUUUGAAAUAUGAAAUUGCACUAUAUAUAUGGGAGAAGGGCAAUGGACCGCACCUCACCCCAGUGCCUGAGUUUUGUACGGAAGACUUAGACUCUCCUAAGGCUGCUCACUGUGCUACUACAUUCACUAAUUUCCUUCCACUUUGUGGAGAUCCUGUGAAGAAAACGGAUAUCUUUGUUGCUGUAAAAACCUGCAGGAAAUUCCAUGGAGAUAGAAUACCCAUUGUAAAACAGACCUGGGAGAGAGAGGCUGCUCUUAUUGAAUACUACAGUGAUUAUGCAGAAAGUUCAAUUCCUACUGUUGACAUAGGAGUGCCAAAUACUGAUAGAGGUCAUUGUGGGAAGACAUUUGCCAUUUUGGAAAGAUUUUUAAAUCAUAGCCCUUCUGCAGCUCCUUGGUUAGUUGUUGUGGAUGAUGACACUUUAAUAAGUAUUUCUAGGCUCCGGAAAUUACUCAGCUGCUAUGAUCCAAGAGAGCCAGUGAUUCUUGGAGAGCGUUAUGGCUAUGGACUUGGAUCAGGAGGCUAUAGUUACAUUACUGGUGGAGGAGGGAUGGUCUUCAGCAGAGAAGCAAUCCAAAGAUUAUUUGCUAGUAAGUGCCGGUGUUACAGCAAUGAUGCCCCUGAUGACAUGGUAAUUGGAAUGUGUUUCAGUGGUUUAGGAAUUCCAGUAACACACAGCCCUCUUUUCCAUCAGGCUCGGCCAAUGGAUUACCCAAAGGACUAUCUUUCCCAUCAAGUUCCUAUAUCAUUUCACAAACACUGGAACAUUGACCCAGUGAAAGUGUACUUCGGGUGGCUGGCACCAAAGUUAGAAGAUUUGCAAGCUGGAAGUAAACACGUUAGGGAAGAUUUAUAAACUAUAAAAACAAUAUUUAAGUAAUGCUGUAGGCUUAAUAUCGGAGCACCUACUGAAUUGUAUUGUUGUAUUUAUGACUACUUGUGACCCAUAUUGUACAGAACACUAAGGCCAUGAUCUAGUAUCACUAUGGGCUCUAUAUGCAGAGGGUUUGCAUAGGGCUCUUUUGAGCCCUGUUCUCCUUCUCUGGAGAAGGAGAACACUGAGUGCUGAGUAGGGAUAUGGAAGGCACACUCCAUAUUCCCCUUAAUAGAGCUUCUAUUCCCCUUAAUGUUCUACUUGUGCACAUGUGCCAGUGGGGCAUGUGGAAAACAGGACUUUCUGGAGCUCUCUGGGAAUGUUCCAUAUGCAGGCACUGCUCUCACACUGGUACUGGGUCAUGCCCCACAUAUCUCCAUCCAGAAUAUAAAUACACAUGCACACACAUGUAUAUAUGUUUGUUGGACUUCAGGACCUUUUUGUGGGGUGAGGGGGGAUAUGUCUUUGGGUGGGUUCAUAUGAUAGCCACCAGGUCUGGAGGCUGGAGACCACAGAUUUCCAGCACGUGUGGGUUCCAGCAAGCAUGUGCAAACCCACCAACCAGCAGUUUCUGACUCAUCCACCUGAGAUUCUGCUAACUUCCUCCAUCCAUUUGGAACCAAGAUUUGAAGCUGGACAGAGAAAAUCAGUAGAAUCUCAGGUUCGUACACUCACCCUCUGAGAGCAUGUGCUUGCCAGGAACCUCUGGUUCCUGGUUUCCUGGUUUUGGCGGUGAUUGUGUGAACCUGCCCUUUGUUUCCCGGCCCCACCCCUACCACACACACACUGGCUCUUAGGGUCCUAAUGAUAAAGUGUGUACAGUUCCUGUUGAGUUGCAAAGGAUUUUGUGGGUUAUUUAAAAAUCUCUUGUUAUUUGGGUUUUAUGUAAAGGGAUACAGGCUUGAUCUGACUGUGCAAAUCAGCAGGCUAGAGAAUUUGUGUGUGAUCCUCUUCUCUCUAUGUAUCAACUUGCACCUUUGAACAAAUACCAUUUAUAGAUAAUUGAAAACCUAAGGGUUUGGUGUUACGAAGCUGGCCACAAGAUGUCAGUACUGGUACUCAGAAAACCUGGUUACACUCUGUUAACAAAUGUCUCUAAACCAGGCCUGCUCAACUUCGGCCCUCCUGCAGAUGUUGGCCUACAACUCCCAUAAUCCCUGGCUAUUGGCCCCUGUGGCUGGGGCUUAUGGGAGUUGUAGUCCAAAAACAGCUGGGGGGCCUAAGUUGAGCAGGCCUGCUCUAAACAAAUCCUAGGAACUUACCAUUUAGAUACCUGUCUCUCUUACUUACUCAUCAUGUGGUUUGUAUGUGCAAGACUAAGAUCUAGUUGAGGGCAUGCAUAACUGCAUGUCAUUUACCACAUUUUGAUUAUUCAAGGCACGCUAUAAAUUUAAAAUGCUACAUAUUGGCAGUGGGUUAAUUCUUUUUCCUGUGUACAGCUCAGUCUUGUAAAGUGGAAGACAGAGCCAAAAUGGGAGGAUAAUCUUUUGUGAAAAACCUCUCUCUCAUGCACACAGUCACAAACACCCAUUUCAGCAAUUAUUCAGGAGGAGCCCACAAAAUGGAGUCAAAAUGCUUGAAAUGUUGCUUUCUGAUUCAUAAUGUCAUCAUUUAGCCUCGCACGAACGUGUGUGUGUGUGUGUGUGUGUGUGUAAGAGAGAGUGAGUGAGUUAUGAAGAAGCAGCUGUAAACAUAUGGCAAGCAGUAUGCAAAAAAGGUAAGCAAAGGUAUUUGUGGGCAAAAAUUCAGUGCAACCAUAGUAAAGAGUUUGUAUAGUAUCUGUAAUUACAUACAAACAUUUAUAACAGAUUUUUCCCCCAGUUGAUGGCAAUUUAGGCAACCUCAGCCUAAUGUUUUUAACCAAACAUAGGGUCUUAAAGCCAUAUUCCAUAAUUGUGUUCAUAUGUUUAAACAUUGUUUUGUAUAGCACAGCAUUUGAUUGUGAUCCAUAGUAAUAUAGUUCUUACUGUUGGCCAAAAUGAAGAAAGAAAGAAAAAGCCUGAUGCACCACCAAGAAGAUAAAAAACUAAAGGAGACCCUCGGAAGCCUCACCGUUAUCUUCAAUAGGCCUGGUGCAUUUUGAAUUAAAAACCCUUUGUCAGGGGCACUUUCACAACUUCAUAAGGAGGCUAAAACCAGCUAGCCUCACCAUAACUCUGCUUUAACUUCCUUGUGAUGUUGUGAAAGUGCUCUUGACAAUCAGUUUUUAAUAUGAAACACCUUGGACCUAUUAAAAACAACAGUGAGGCUUCUGGGGUUCUCUCUCUCUCUCCCUGCCUCAUUUGCCAAAAUGGAAAAGGAGUUUCUCUGUCAGUAAUUACUGAAGCAGUGUACACAUGCUUGUGAAUGUAACUUGGAUGUUUUUAAGUGUGUGGAGAGUGAGCACAUUAUAGAGAUGUGUGUUCAGAUUGGAGGAACCAGAAUCUUAUGUGCUUUCUCUUUGUUCCCUCUCUCAGUGCCUUAAACUAUAGAUAUUUCUACUGAUAUCAGAUCUUCUAUGUUUUUUGUACUGUAUGGGACAUAUUGUUGUUUAUGUUUACUGGUUAAAACUGUGUAUACUUUAAAUGAAAUUAAAAAAUAAUUAAAAUGCC
Hemicordylus capensis (graceful crag lizard) is the source of this 4414-nucleotide messenger RNA. RefSeq names its product beta 3-glucosyltransferase (gene B3GLCT). Gene Ontology annotation, cellular component: membrane. Gene Ontology annotation, molecular function: acetylglucosaminyltransferase activity. The record is from RefSeq and is a predicted model, not a curated record. The coding region runs from base 258 to 1805 and encodes 515 amino acids. The transcript is spliced from 15 exons. NCBI's taxonomy places the organism in Eukaryota, Metazoa, Chordata, Lepidosauria, Squamata, Cordylidae.